Molecule: messenger RNA, 990 nt
Organism: Oncorhynchus masou masou (cherry salmon)
Lineage: Eukaryota; Metazoa; Chordata; Actinopteri; Salmoniformes; Salmonidae
Exons: 3
Coding region: 150-977 (275 amino acids)
Biological process (GO): succinate transmembrane transport; acetate transmembrane transport
Cellular component (GO): plasma membrane
Molecular function (GO): acetate:proton symporter activity
Source: RefSeq, a predicted model, not a curated record
UUCUGGUGAUAAACAUCAACAUUCCUCCAGAGCAUCAGAUUAACAGCCUUUCUCUCUCUCCGUCCCAGCAUCACCUCUUCUCUCUCUCAGCCUGACAAUCAUCAUUUCACCAUCUUGUCCACCGCCAGCUGUAUCUAAACCACUGCGCCAUGGCAACCUUGGAUGGUUUUCCCGCCAGUUUCUAUGGGGAGCCGGGGGUGUUGGGUAUGUUGGCCAAUGGGAUCAGUGCGUUCCUGGUUCUACUGCAGAACUUCAACACAGCUAGAACCGGAGUAUCUGCCGAGGGGGUGGAGAACAUUCUGGCAGGUGUCCAUCUCAUCCUGAUAGGUGGAGUGUGUCAGCUGAUUGCCGGACUCCUGUCGUUCCGUAAAUACGACCACCUGAGUGGCACAGCCUUCAUUGGCUAUGCAGCUCUCUGGGGCAGCUAUGGUGCCACACGCAUCUUCCUGGGUGCAUCCCAACCAAUCACAACUAACCUGACCAUGUCACAUGACCUGAUGAGUAACACGACCCCGCUCACUGCCCUCACGACCAACCUAUCCCUGUCAGCUGAACUCUGGAACAGCACCUCGCAGAGUCCUGAUUGGCUGUCUCUCCUGCUCAUCCCCCAGUCUGCCAUCGCGGGAUUGGUCCCCUACAUCCUUCUAUCCUUCCUAUUGGCCUUCUGCUCUGCCACGGUAAACGUCAUCAUGCCCUUUGUGUUCGGUGCCAUCACGCUGACCCUGCUGUUUGAGGCUGUGGCGGUGGGCGUGUCCUCGGCCUGGCCACUGGUCGUCUCUGGCAUUCUAGAACUCCUCAUCCUCCUUUUCGCCGUGUACGGCAGCGCCGCCCCUGUUGGUGAAAGGUCUGGCGCAGCGCUAUGUCCUCAAGGGGUUCGGCACGCCCCUGUUCAACGUGCUCCUGCUGGGGACCAACAGCCCUGCGGCCAGCGCCCAGAGCCUGGGACAGGAGAAGAAGAAGAACACCAAGUACGCUGAACCUCAGGCGCUC